Entamoeba invadens IP1 is the source of this 630-nucleotide messenger RNA. RefSeq lists its product as hypothetical. The coding region runs from base 1 to 630 and encodes 209 amino acids. The transcript has a single exon. Gene Ontology annotation, molecular function: calcium ion binding. Lineage: Eukaryota; Evosea; Mastigamoebida; Endamoebidae. The record is from RefSeq and is a predicted model, not a curated record.
AUGCAGAAUUUGGAACUGAAAGUCAUAGAAGCAAGACAACUUAAAGGAGGUGACUUUUUCGGUCUUUCGAGCGACCCAUUUGUCAAAGUCGAUUUCAACGGCUCAAUCCAACAAACACAUGUCGUGAAUUACUCUAAGAACCCAUACUGGGGAAAGUCCUUUCAUUACACAAACGUUCCCUUUGGGUCGCGGAUCAAAUUUGAUGUAUGGGACUACGACACUUUCAAAUCAAACGACUUUUUGGGUUCGACCACUUAUAUUGUACAGCCCGGGCAAUGUGGACAAGUCGUUGACACGUGGUUAAGCCUCAAUCCAAAAGGCGAGUUACACAUUCAAAUCAUUUUUGGUCCAAAUACAAUACAACAACAAAGCUAUUGCCAGCCACAACAAUACACAAUAGCUCAACCAUUGCCACCUCCUCCUAUGUGUCAACCUUCAUACAUUGAACCAUCUUAUCAACAACAACCAAUAUACCCAACUUAUCAACAACAAAUGCCACCACCACCUCCUAUGCCCGUCUAUCAACCCCAAUCCGUUAUGGAUUCAAGACCAAUGUACACCUCUUAUCCAAUGUCUAAUAGCGCAUAUCCUCCCUCUAAUAAUCCCUAUGGCUUCUAUAAUCCAUUCUAA